This is a messenger RNA of Silurus meridionalis, 1180 nucleotides long. RefSeq names its product DNL-type zinc finger (gene dnlz). NCBI's taxonomy places the organism in Eukaryota, Metazoa, Chordata, Actinopteri, Siluriformes, Siluridae. Gene Ontology annotation, cellular component: mitochondrion. Gene Ontology annotation, molecular function: zinc ion binding; protein-folding chaperone binding. The transcript is spliced from 3 exons. The record is from RefSeq and is a predicted model, not a curated record. Gene Ontology annotation, biological process: protein stabilization; protein import into mitochondrial matrix; protein folding. Bases 142 to 693 code for a protein of 183 amino acids.
GCUGACCGAGCGUUACACUUACGUCAUUAAUGUGCGACAGCUACUACCUCCUUAGCUGUAUACAUUUUAACACGGUUAACGGGUUUAUUUUCAAACUGCGUUUUAUUUUAUUUUCAAAAUACAGAUUUAGAAUAAUUGAACAUGUCGUUAGCGACGCGUUGUCGUUUUUGUUUGGGAUUGUUUCGGUCGAAAGUGAACACACGUGUGUCUGGAGGUUUACAGUUAAAUACACGUGUGUUUGGAGGAAAAUGGCCAGUUCCUCCUCCAGUCCUACAAAAUCAGAUUAAUUCAGACAGUGUGGGUUUUCGGCGGACAUUUCACACUUCUGCAGCGGCAUGGAGCGAUGAGGUUGGCAAUAUCCAGUCAAAGAAUUAUCAUUUGGUGUACACCUGUAAGGUCUGUUCCACACGUUCAAUGAAAAAGAUCUCCAAGAUGGCGUAUCACAACGGCGUGGUUAUAGUAACCUGUCCAGGCUGCCAGAACCACCACAUCAUCGCCGAUAACCUCGGAUGGUUUUCUGAUCUGGAAGGAAAAAGAAACAUCGAGGAGAUUCUUGCAGCCAAAGGGGAGACUGUGAAGCGAAUCGCAGACGACGCUGCCAUAGAGAUUAUCGUCGAGGAGACAAUUAAAGAAGCGAUGCAGAGGAGUGAAGACGAGGAGAAUGCUCCUGUAAAAAACUCUGAAAAUUCAUGACACUUUUGGCAAUUCGAUGCUGCAGUAAUGGUCGUUUCUCAUUGGGCAGUGGGGUACAGUGUUGGUCAAUCAGCUGUUUCAAAUUGAAGCUCUUAUUUGCGGGGGGUUGUUUCGCAGACAUUCCACAAUGUUAAAGUAUGUGGUGUCGUCCAUUAAGAUAAAGUUUUUGUAUUGAAAACUGUUCUUGUAUAAGAGCAAUAAAACAUAUUUUUCAUGUUAUUGAAAAAUACUUAGUUCUAUAGAGGGGAACAAGUGCUGCAUCAAACCUGUUGACUUUUUUGCUACAUCAGCAUGUAGUUUCGCUUCUUAUUCUUUCCAUAUAAAAGUUUUAGUUGCCUAGAGAAUUACAUAGAGUGCGGAUCAUAUUAUCUUACCCCUAUCCAAUAUUCACUGUAAUGCACUGCUACUGUGUGGAAAAACAACACAAUUUCUGUCUGAUGACUGAUUUGUUUCCAAAAAAUUCUUGUAAUAAAACCUGAAAACUUCA